Messenger RNA from Helobdella robusta, 375 nucleotides. RefSeq lists its product as hypothetical. The record is from RefSeq and is a predicted model, not a curated record. Lineage: Eukaryota; Metazoa; Annelida; Clitellata; Rhynchobdellida; Glossiphoniidae. The transcript is spliced from 3 exons. Bases 1 to 375 code for a protein of 124 amino acids.
AUGAAUGUUUGUAAAAAGCUAUCUCAAUCUCAAAACUGUUUCUCCUACAAAAUAGGAAAUCUGGAUAUUGAAUCUGUGAACAAAUUUAAAGAUUUAGCAUUUUUCUAUAAUGAUUAUAUAGGUUUCAACAUAACAGAGCACAAGGUUGCGAGUUCCAGCUCCAAAGACGUGGACCACUACUCCCACCACCAGCACAAUCAUCCAUCUGAUUCAAAUGAUGGAAGAAGUAGAAGACCAAGUUACAACCCUUCGUCAUCUUCAUCGCUGCUCAUGCCCCACAUUCACGAUGCCAAUGAUGUCCCUUUGAAAAAUUCCAUAAGUUUGCUUAAAACUCGGUUGGCCAACUCUCCCUACCUACCAAAUGAUUGUAAGUAA